This is a messenger RNA of Danio rerio (zebrafish), 2027 nucleotides long. RefSeq names its product UTP6 small subunit processome component (gene utp6). Lineage: Eukaryota; Metazoa; Chordata; Actinopteri; Cypriniformes; Danionidae. The record is from RefSeq and is marked provisional. Gene Ontology annotation, cellular component: nucleolus. Gene Ontology annotation, molecular function: snoRNA binding. Gene Ontology annotation, biological process: RNA processing; maturation of SSU-rRNA from tricistronic rRNA transcript (SSU-rRNA, 5.8S rRNA, LSU-rRNA).
GGAUGUAGAGCAUUUGACAACUUCCUGUCCACACGUGUUUUGGGAUGUAAUUGCGCUGUGCAUCUUAAGUAUUUUGUAAAGCGUCCCAUAACCUGUUUUAGAAAUGGCAGACAUUGUACAACAACGAUUAGAGGACAGAAUACCAGGGCUUGAACAACUGGAGAGAGUCGGUUUGUUUACCAAUAAAGAAGUCAAGUCCAUGUUGAAAAGAUCUACUGCACUUGAAUAUAAGCUACACCGAGCAAUUCAGUGUAAAGAUGACUUCAUUACAUACAUACAGUUCGAAAUAAACACUCUUGAACUUAUCAAGAAGAGGAGAGCGAGAAUUGGUUACCAUUUUAAACGUGAAGAAAUUGAGUAUCCCAUCAUUCAGGGCAUAAACAGUGUUUUCAGAAGGGCGACAAGCAAAUGGCAGGAAGAUGUGCAACUCUGGCUUUCUCAUGUUGCCUUUAAUAAGAAAUGGGGCUCAAAGACUCAGCUCAGCAAGAUUUUGUUAUCUAUGUUAGCUAUCCAUCCUGACAAACCAGCUCUGUGGAUAAUGGCUGCUAAAUGUGAAAUGGAGGACAGGAACUCCUCAGAGAGUGCCCGGCAUCUUUUCCUCCGUGCCCUUCGCUUUCAUCCAGAAAAUAAGAAAGUCUACCUGGAGUAUUUCCGGAUGGAGCUCAUGCAUGCUGAGAAGAUGAGGAAACAGCAACAGGAACUGGAGCAAGCUAAAAUAGAUGUGGGGGAAUAUCAGUUUUCUCCAGAAAUCUUGAGUGGAAAACUUGCUGAAGUGAUAUACAGAGAUGCUGCACAGAAAAUUAAAGGGGCCGAAUUCGUCUUGUCCCUGCUACAGAUCGCUGCCAUCUUUGACUUCACAAAGGACCUACAAGACAAGAUCCUGCAAGAUCUGCAGAGUCAAUAUAGCGAUGAUUGCCUGAUGUGGGAUUUCAUGGCCAAGCGUGAGCUGGAUUCUGCUGGUGCUCCAGAGCUGCAGUCUGCGAAAGGAAGAGCUUCUGAUACAGACCGCAGGGAAGAGCGCUGCUGCUUAGUUUAUGAGGAGGCUCUAAAGAGCUUAAAUUCUGAGGCCAUGUGGACAUGCUAUGUCACAUUUUGUUUUGAGAGAUAUAAGAGAAAGACAAAUGUCACUGAACUCAAGGAAAAGAGAAAGGAACGAUUACUCCGAGUCCUACAAAGUGCUCACGAUGCACAGCUUUUGCAGGAGACUUUCUACAAGAACUGGCUCCAGGUCCUGCUGUCAUCGGGGGAUACAAUAACUGCUACCCAGAUCGCCACCACAGCAGCCCAGCGAUUCAGCCAAUCAGUGGAAAUGUGGAGCUUCAGCCUCCAGACAUUGGUCCAUCUGAAAAGUCCAGAGGCGGGACCUUUAUUUCAGGAAGCUCUAAAACACAUCAGUCUCAAGGAAAGUCUGGCAAUAUGGCAGAUGCAGGCUGAUUGGAGUAUGGCCUCGCAAACGCCAAAAGAAACGGAAGCAUUCUUUCAGAAAGGGAUCUUGUCCCCAGUUCCUGCAGUGUCAGCUGCCAUAAAGGAAAAAUACCUUGAAUGGUCAUACAAAACUGGUGGUUACAAAAGGGCCAGAAAAACCUUCGUAAGCUUACAUGAACACAGACCCUUUACUAAGGAAUUCUUCCUGCAGAUGAUUCAGAUUGAGAAAGAGCAGGAGACUCCAAAGAUGAGUAACCUUAGAGAUUGCUACGAGCGAGUGCUUCGUGAGUUUGGCUCUUCAGAUGAAAGUCUCUGGAUUGACUACAUUAAGGAAGAGUUGGGAAGGCAUGGUAACCCAGAGAACUGCGGAAAAAUCCACUGGAGGGCUGUUAAGACCCUUGAUGGAGAAAGUGUUGAGCGUUUUACCACUCUGUACACAUUGCUGCAGACUGGCAACAUUUAAAUUCUGUAUGAUUCUUUAAUACAUAGCUGUGUUCAUGUCUGGAGCACAAAUGCUGGAUUAGUAAAGGCAAACCUAAAACUUCUUUGGUGCAUAAAUUUGUACUUUCCUGUACCUUCAGAAAUAAACAUUUUAUCUUGUU